AUGUCCGUGGACGAGCGUCUGAACCCGCCGGACGAGAACACAACUGCAGAAGAUCUCACAGAUGAAGACUUCUGUGGAAUUGACGACCAAGAAUUUACUGUAGAUGACUCUGAGACCGGGUCAAAACCCGGACGAGGACGAUAUGGAGCAUAG
Phytophthora nicotianae INRA-310 is the source of this 153-nucleotide messenger RNA. RefSeq lists its product as hypothetical. Lineage: Eukaryota; Oomycota; Peronosporomycetes; Peronosporales; Peronosporaceae. Bases 1 to 153 code for a protein of 50 amino acids. The record is from RefSeq and is a predicted model, not a curated record. The transcript has a single exon.